Suncus etruscus (white-toothed pygmy shrew) is the source of this 1672-nucleotide messenger RNA. It is a transcript of the gene FYRD1, whose product is annotated as transforming growth factor beta regulator 1. NCBI's taxonomy places the organism in Eukaryota, Metazoa, Chordata, Mammalia, Eulipotyphla, Soricidae. The coding region runs from base 1 to 1524 and encodes 507 amino acids. The transcript has 10 exons. The record is from RefSeq and is a predicted model, not a curated record. Gene Ontology annotation, cellular component: nucleus. Gene Ontology annotation, biological process: regulation of cell cycle.
AUGGCGCCGACCCGGGUCCCGCUCGGCCAGGCCGACUCGACCGCGAGAGCCUCGCCCGCGAGCGGCCCGGAAGUCUCGAGGGGCCUGUCCGAGAAUCUCGCCAAACCUCCACGAAAUCUCGUCUACGUGCUCUCGGGGGGGGCGACGCGGAAGUGGCCGCUCGGCGCCCAUUGCCGGCUGUGCUUAGGGGCGCUGGGUGCUGCGGCGCCCCCCCCGGAGUCCGAGAGACUCGCGCCCGAUGUCGGCCGCGCCCUGGAGACCCCCGAGCGGGGCCGUACCCUGAGCCCGCUCGCCCCGCUGCAGGCCUCCCGGGCCAGGAUGAAAAAGCUCCCGAAGAAGAGCCAGAACGGGAAGUACCGGCUCAAGUAUCUGCGCCUGCGCAAAGCGGCCAAGGCCACCGUUUUUGAAAAUGCUGCUAUUUGUGACGAAAUUGCUCGUCUUGAGGAAAAGUUUCUUAAAGCAAAAGAAGAAAGAAGGUACUUGCUAAAGAAGCUGCUGCAGCUUCAGGCUCUGACUGAAGGAGAAGUGCAGGCCGUGGCUCCUUCCCACAGCUCCAGUUUGCCCCUGGCUUAUGGUGUGGCCAGCACAGUAGGAACCAUCCAGGGAACUGGGCCCAUUGCUGGUCCUAGCACUGGGGCUGAGGAACCUUUUGCAAAGAAAUCCAAGAAGGAGAGAAAAGAAAAAGGCAAAGAAAACAACAAACUGGAAGUUCUGAAGAAAACAUCCAAGAAAAGGAAACUGGAGGCAGGUGCUCGCAAGCCGGUUCAGCCCAUUGCCCUGGAUCCCUCAGGACGGCCCGUUUUCCCCAUCGGACUGGGGGGUCUCACAGUGUAUAGCCUGGGGGAGAUCAUCACCGACCGGCCUGGCUUCCAUGAUGAGAGCGCCAUCUACCCUGUGGGCUAUUGCAGUACGCGGGUAUAUGACAGCAUGAAGCACCCCGACCAGAAGUGUCUCUAUACCUGCCAAGUCAAGGACGGGGGCAUGCUGCCUCAGUUUGAGAUUGUUCCUGAAGAUGACCCCCAGAAUGCCAUUGUCAGCUCCUCUGCAGAUGUCUGCCACGCAGAACUGCUCAAGACCAUCAGUGUGACUCUGGGGAAACCACCGCCUGACCUGCUUCCAUCUGGAGCUGACUUUUUUGGAUUUUCUCAUCCAACUAUUCAGAGCCUGAUCCAGAGCUGUCCAGGAGCUCAACAGUGCAUCAAUUACCGGUGGGUGAAGUACGACGUGUGCCAACCUGAACGGCAACUAUCUCAGGAGCUUCCGGAGAACGAUGCAACUAUCAGCUUUGACGCCUUUCAGGGACAGACUUUUGAGGAGGACCAUGACGAUCCUAUUCUCAAUGGAUCCUUGGACCUCCCAGAACUCCAGCCUCCAGCCUUUGAAUCUUCGUACCAGCCCAUGCUCCUGACACAUGAACCCCUGGGAGAGUCUUCUCCCCUUGAGCACUUGAAGUCCCCCUCACCAUGUAGCCAGCUCAGUCCUUCACUUGAAGAGAAGGGAACUGACACCUCCUUUUCAUUGUGAUGACUUUUUACCGACUGAAUGGAAAAAUACAGCAGGAGUGAAGAUGAAGUUAGCACAUUGUGUCAUGGGGGGUUCUGUGGGGACUGUCACAGGGAAAAACUUUGGCUGCUUUCUUUUUAGGAAUAAAUGUCCCUGACACUUCUGCUUA